Messenger RNA from Aspergillus steynii IBT 23096, 4405 nucleotides. It is a transcript of the gene cef1, whose product is annotated as putative cell division control protein (Cdc5). Gene Ontology annotation, biological process: regulation of DNA-templated transcription; mRNA splicing, via spliceosome. Gene Ontology annotation, molecular function: histone acetyltransferase activity. NCBI's taxonomy places the organism in Eukaryota, Fungi, Ascomycota, Eurotiomycetes, Eurotiales, Aspergillaceae. The transcript is spliced from 11 exons. Gene Ontology annotation, cellular component: spliceosomal complex; Prp19 complex. The record is from RefSeq and is a predicted model, not a curated record. Bases 144 to 4073 code for a protein of 1309 amino acids.
CGGUCCUUUAUCAGUCUUGACCAGCGCGGACAGUGGAGUCCCUGGAUUUAUUGCCGUCAAGAGAUCUUGGGACCUUCUCCAUCGCACAUUAUUUUUCAACUUGACCGAUUCCAUCAAAAGCGGCGUGCUGAACCUGAGCAACCAUGCCGGUUGUCAAAGGAGGUGUCUGGACAAACAUCGAGGAUGAGGUGCUUCGGGCAGCUGUCUCCAAGUACGGUCUGAACCAGUGGGCGCGAGUAUCCUCGCUGCUCGCGCGAAAGACCCCCAAGCAAUGCAAGGCGCGUUGGAUCGAAUGGCUGGACCCCGGCAUCCGGAAGGUCGAGUGGUCGAGGGAGGAGGAUGAGAAGCUGCUACAUCUGGCCAAAUUGAUGCCAACCCAGUGGCGCACGAUUGCACCUAUUGUCGGCCGCACGGCAACUCAGUGCCUGGAGCGCUACCAGAAAUUGCUGGAUGAAGCUGAAGCUCGUGAAAAUGAUGAAUUGGGCCUAGGAGGUCCUGGCGAGGAGACCGCGGCCCCCAGUGCGGACGAUGUGCGCCGGCUACGGCCCGGUGAGCUCGACCCCGACCCCGAAUCGAAACCCGCUCGUCCCGACACGAUCGAUCUCGACGAAGAUGAAAAAGAAAUGCUCAGCGAGGCCCGUGCUCGUCUGGCGAACACACAAGGAAAGAAGGCGAAGCGCAAGGCCAGAGAGCGACAGCUAGAAGAAUCCCGAAGACUCGCGGUCCUUCAGAAGCGCCGUGAACUCAAAAAUGCCGGUAUCAACAUCAAGGUCGUUACGCGGAAGAAGGGCGAGAUGGACUACAACGCCGACAUCCCAUUCGAAAAGCCGGCCGCACCGGGAUUCUACGACACGAUGGAGGAGCAGUCCCGAAACGAGAGGCAGCGCGAGAUGUUUGAUCCCCGAAAGCAACAACUUGCCAAUAAGCGGAAAGGCGAUCAAGAUGAUGAGGCCGAACGAAAGAAACGGAAAAAUGACAAAAAUGGCACAUCGGCUGCGUCGGCCGCUGCCGCUCGCGCUGGCCAAAUGCAAAAGAUUCGUGAGGCGGAGCAAAGCAGUAAACGGCGAGCUCUCGUUCUCCCUAGCCCCCAGGUCAGCGAAAGCGAAAUGGAGGACAUAAUCAAGAUGGGUAUGGCAGGAGACAAGGCCAGCAAAAUGGCUGGAGAUGAGGAAACUACUCGUGGUUUGAUCGGCAACUACACAGCUAUCGUUGGAGGAACGCCCAUCAGAACACCCCGCGCGGCGCCAGAGGAAGAUCACAUCGCCAACGAAAUCCGCAACAUCAGAGCACUCACCGAAACGCAAUCAUCGUUGCUCGGUGGGGAGAACACUCCCUUACACGAGGGGGGAUCCUCGACCGGGUUUGAUGGCAUUGCCCCUCGCCGUCAGGAUAUCGUCACCCCCAACCCCAUGGCGACUCCGUUCCGUCAAGCCAAUGGUGUCGGUGCAACGCCCAUGCGAGGAGGCGUUGGUGCCACGCCGGGUGUUGGUCCUGGAGCCACACCAUUGCGAACACCCCGGGAUCACUUCGCUCUGAACAAGGAGGUGGACGGCGGACAAUUGGUUUCGAGUACACCCAGAGACCUCAAAAUCCAGGAGAAUCUCGCCCGUGACAGCAUUCGCAACAAGCUUGCAGCCCUUCCCAAGCCCAAGGAAACCGAGUGGGAAUUGGAAGAGCUUCCCUCCGAGUCGGCAGAGCCUACGACGGCAACCGAGUUUGUGGAAGAAGAUGCCGCCGAACGGGAUCGAAAAGAGAGAGAAGCGCGGGAGAAGGCCGCCCAGGCAGAGUUGAAACGCCAAUCGCAAGUAUAUCAGCGAUCGUUGCCUCGACCGAGUGUUCUCGACAUUGAUGCCUUGAUCGAGCGAGCAUCGCACGUAACUGACCCCAUUGCCGCCUUGAUUGCCAAGGAGACCGCCUUCUUGAUUGCAAUCGAUGCUCGCAAAUUCCCGGUGCCUGGUGCGAAGGUGGAAGGCAAGGCUCGAAAGCUGGAGCGACUCGACGACGACUUGAUCGCUGCAGCUCGUGCGACCAUCACCGCGGAAACUGCUACUUCUGGCCAGCAACAGGACUGGCAGGAAGGAUUCAACACCCAGUGGUCUUCCACGCAUUCGAGCACCCUUCCGGGUCUCUCCAACUAUGCCGAUGACGAGGAGGAUGAAUUCCAAGAAGAGCAGCGUAUGAUCGGCGCAUUUGAUGGCGUGCAGACCUCCCUCUUUGCCACCGCCGAGCGUGGGAACAAGCUAGAGAAGAAGCUUGCGCUGCACUAUGGUGGAUAUCAAAACCGAGCCAAGAUGCUUCGCACCAAGAUCCUCGAAGCCAGCUCCGCCUUGGAGAAAUCCAAGGAUGAGUUGGAUGCUUUCCGCAACCUGCAGAUUUCCGAGGAAUCGGCUCUCUCACACCGGUUGGAGCGGUUGCGAGACGAGGUGACCUUCACCAUGAGACGCGAGCGCGAAGCCCAGGAGGUUUACCGCACACGCAAGGACGAACUGGACGACCUAGUGGCAGGGACUGGGGGGAUGUUAAGUCUACGCUGGAUAAAUCGCUUGCCAUUCACCAUGGGUGUCAGAGAUUCCCAUGGGGAGGCCACGGGGACCCCGGACCCCGUCGAGAAGGGCUUUGCCACCCUCAACACCAUCCGGAUCGGUGUGAAGGCCAUGGUGCAGAAGGACGGGGAAUUGAGAAAAGCCGAGAUCUUGUCCAUCAGGCAGCGGAAGGAUGGCCCGAGUUUCUACGUUCACUAUGUCGACUUCAAUAAGCGUCUGGAUGAAUGGGUCGACUCCGGACGGCUGGAUCUAUCCCAGGAGGUUGAGUGGCCACAGCCAGAGAAGCCGGAGAAGAAGAAGACUGGCCCCGGCCAAAAAGCACCCAGCAAGAAUACCCAGAAGCGCCCAAGAGCUGGGAGCCGGGAGGUAUCAGCGACGCCCGAUCUGCUGACGGGCAAGAAUGCCAAUGUCGGUAAGGCGCCACGCCCGUCCAAGGCGGGUGGGAAGGAGAAUCGGGGCGAGGAUACGCCCUUGAAUAUGUCCAUCUUGGGCUCUGAAGCCGUCUCGGCAGAUGGGACACCCAAGGGCGACUCCGACGAUGUCGACAUGAUCGAUGUCGGGUUCUCUGACAUGAAAGAGGAGCAGGGCAAGAUGUCUCGAGAAGAGGAGAUUGAACGACUGCGGACAAGCGGCAGUAUGACCCAGAACCCGACGGAGAUCCAUCGCGUGCGGAACUUGAAUCGCCUGCAGAUGGGCAAGUUCGAUAUCGAACCCUGGUACUUCUCGCCGUACCCCGCCGAGUAUUCUGACGUGGAUAUGAUCUACAUUGAUGAGUUCUGCCUCAGUUACUUCGACAACAAACGUGCGUUUGAGCGUCAUCGAGCCAAAUGCACGCUUGUGCAUCCUCCCGGGAACGAGAUCUACCGCGAUGACAACAUCUCUUUCUUCGAAGUAGACGGUCGACGUCAACGAACCUGGUGCCGUAACCUGUGUCUCCUGAGUAAGCUCUUCCUCGACCACAAGACGCUCUACUACGAUGUCGAUCCGUUCCUUUUCUACUGCAUGUGCACCCGAGACGAAACCGGCUGCCAUCUCGUGGGAUACUUCUCCAAGGAAAAGGAUUCCGCCGAAGGCUACAACCUCGCCUGUAUCCUGACUCUCCCUCAAUACCAGCGUCGCGGGUUUGGUCGACUCCUCAUCGCCUUCAGCUACGAACUUAGCAAACGCGAAGGCAAGCUUGGCUCGCCCGAGAAGCCCCUCAGUGAUCUGGGUCUGCUGGGAUACCGACAAUACUGGCGUGAAACGUUGGUCGAAUUACUCAUCGAACCGGGUCGUGAGUCCAUCAGUGAAAACGAACUCGCAGUCUUGACCUCGAUGACCGAGAAAGACGUCCAUGAGACGCUAGUUGUUUUCAACAUGCUCCGAUAUCACAAAGCAAACUGGGUCAUCGUCCUUACCGACAACGUCGUCGAAGAGCACAAGAAGCGCCUCGAAAAGGAGAAAGUUAAAGGCUCUCGCAAGAUCGACCCAACCCGUCUGCAAUGGAAGCCGCCUGUGUUCACAGCGUCCAGCCGAACCUGGAACUGGUGAAAGAUGCCGUUAUUUGAAGUAAUCAAAUGCACGAGUUCGGGACGAGUCAAGUUGAGUCUAGGGUUAGAUGAGUUACUUAAAAUAGCGGGGAAGUAUGGCGUUUUGAUACCCAGAUAAUUGGAGUCAUGGAUUUUGUUGGUGGAUCUUUUGAUUGAUCUUGUUUUCUUUCUGUUUUCUACCCAGGUAUUCGGUGCUGGGGCUGAGUUUGGAGCUGGUGUUCAGGAACAUGCACGCAUAAAUAAUGGAUGGAUAGGUCUUUUGUGUGAUUAGCAAGAGAGUACGAAGAGACCGAUAAACAUUUUCUCAAUAAUACAGUCAGUAUUAUCGAUGCG